GCGCACACUUCAAUCCUCGAGUAGUUCCUCGUUCAGCAAAAUGUCAAGAAUACAUUGACAUCGCACUAUUCAAAUACUAUGAAUGUCCCGAUAUCUGAAUCGUGAGUAAACUAUCCGAAUAGCGUUCGAAUAGUUGAAUAUUUAAAUAGUACCCGAAAUGUAUCAAAUAGCGUUCGAAUGGUCGAAUUUUCGGAAGGUAUUCGAAUAGUUGAUUACUCGAAAUGUAUUUAAAUAGUGUUUGAAUAGUGGAGUAUCCUGAAAAUACUUAAAUAGUAUUCGAGUGGUUGAGUAUUCGUGUACUCGAAUUGGAGAACACAUAAGAAAUUGGAGGUCGAGGUAUUUUGUUUUGCGGGACGAUGGUACACUGGUGGGCUUCAAAGCAAAACCUGAUCAACAAAUGGCAGCAGCCGCACAGCCUUUAAAUAAUUUUACGGUUCGAGGAUGUCAGAUUAUGCGUAUAGAUAAACCUAAGCCUCAUACCUUUAUGAUUAGAGGUUUACAAUGGGCAUCUGUAAUUGAAAGGACCUUUCACGUAGACACAGAACAAGAAAGACAGGAUUGGGUAGAAGCAAUUAGUUAUGUAGCUGGUAGGCUAGAGAGAGAGCAGCAGCAACAUCAGUCACAAAUGCAACAUUCAUCCUCCUCUGAAGAUGUUGAAAUGGAAUCUUCGGGAUGUGGUAGGUCAGAUUCGAGCGGAUCUGUCGGUGUAGUGUCUUCGGAUGGCGAUGGUGGCAGUAUAGAUGAACUUUCCGCGAAAUUUAGUGUUCAAGGAACUUCAAGUAGUAAAAGUACAGGGAAAAAGAAAGUAACCCUUGAAAAUUUUGAAUUUUUAAAAGUUUUGGGCAAGGGGACGUUUGGAAAGGUAAUUCUUUGUAGAGAAAAAGCAACAGGACACUUAUACGCUAUAAAGAUUUUACGAAAAGAAGUAAUUAUUCGUAAAGACGAAGUUGCGCACACACUUACCGAAAGUAGAGUAUUGCGUACUACUAAUCAUCCGUUCCUAAUUUCUUUAAAGUACAGUUUUCAAACAGCUGACAGACUAUGUUUUGUAAUGGAAUACGUGAAUGGUGGCGAGUUAUUCUUUCAUUUACGACGUUCCCGUAUAUUCGGCGAAGAUCGUACACGAUUUUAUGGGGCUGAAAUCAUUUCAGCGUUAGGAUACCUUCAUUCGCAGGGUAUCAUUUAUCGUGAUCUCAAAUUAGAAAAUCUUCUCUUAGACAAAGAUGGACAUAUUAAAAUUGCUGACUUUGGACUGUGCAAAGAAGACAUAACGUAUGGAAGAACGACAAAAACAUUCUGUGGCACUCCUGAGUAUCUAGCACCAGAAGUGCUCGAAGAUAAUGAUUACGGACGAGCUGUAGACUGGUGGGGAGUCGGCGUUGUUAUGUACGAAAUGAUCUGUGGCCGAUUACCUUUUUACAACAAGGACCAUGAGAAGCUUUUCACGCUUAUUGUAAUGGAAGAAGUCAAAUUUCCCAGAACGAUCAGUAAUGAGGCGAAAGAUAUGCUCGGUGGACUACUUAUAAAAGAUCCUAAUAAGCGAUUGGGAGGUGGACCCAAUGAUGCAAAAGAGAUUAUGGAUCAUGCAUUUUUCUCGUCCAUUGAUUGGUCCGAUCUUGUACAGAAAAAGAUUCCGCCUCCGUUCAAACCUCAAGUUACAUCCGAUACUGACACUCGAUAUUUUGAUAGCGAAUUUACAGGUGAAAGUGUCGAACUAACGCCGCCCGAUCAAGGUUUCUUGGGCAGUGGGGCUGGUCUGAAUUCGAUAGCCGAAGAGCAAGAACAUUUCCCCCAGUUCUCGUAUCAGGAAAGUCACUCGGCAGCAACCUCUUCUAUCGUUUCCAUUAAUCACUGACAGUAUCAAGGAUUUCCUUUCUUUAUAUAUUGAGAUGUGUGGCUAAAUGCAUGGAAAGGUUAAACAAAGACAUUCGAUUGUGACGAGUAUUCGUGGAUUGUCUGCCGAUUUGGAAGAAUCUUUUUUUUUAAGCAGAUCAAUCGGAAUAUCACAUUUUUCGCUAGUUUACGAUGCUUUUUCGUGCAUCUUCGGAAGGUUUUUAAACACAUAUCUCCAAUGGCAGAUCAGAUUUGUGUGUACGCGUGUGUGUAUUUUACACAUAUUCAUUGAAAUUGUACAUGAAAAAUUUGUGUACCAUAAGAUCCGAUUGAGCUAAUACUAUUUAUACCUGCUGAGUAGGUUUGCGACGUAUAUAACGGGGAUACAUUUUUGUCUUAAAAAAAAAAAAAAAACAAUAGUAAAACAAAAGUUAACUUAAGUUCAUCCCCUACGCUGUGUUACGUUGUAAAGAGUAGCACGUUUCUUCUACGCGGAGGAACGAUAUUUGAUAAUCAUAGCUACAGUCCUUUGUUCAACGAAAGUAACAAUACGACACUUUCUAGCUUCAUUGUUAACUUGAUUAUAAUAAUUUAUAAAAGGACAGUUCCUGGUUAUUUUUCUUAAAUUCAUUAGUCGACUGUUAGAGCAGAAGCCAAAAUAGCAAAUUUAUACUUGGCAAGGAGCCAGCCAACGGGCAAGUGGAUUGAUUAUCCAUUUUUAAUGUAGAAGCAUAGAAACUUUAACAGCUUUAAUUGCACUACCAUGUAAAUCUGAGAUACAGAGUUUUAGAAUCGAGAGAAAGCUUUUUUUUUAAUGUACUAGUGCUACCGAAAUAGGAAAUAGUUUUCCUUGAUAUGGUUCGCGCUAUUCACCAUGUAUCAUCGACAAAUAAUGAUUUACUGUGAGAAUCAGAUGGAAAUAUGAAAUGCUACCCUAAUAUUAUAUUAUUAAUAUUAUAUGCUACAAUGAUUAUAUAUACAUAUAUUUAUAUUUUAACAAUUAAAGGAUUAUAUUGUA
This is a messenger RNA of Hylaeus volcanicus, 2851 nucleotides long. It is a transcript of the gene Akt, whose product is annotated as RAC serine/threonine-protein kinase. Gene Ontology annotation, biological process: protein phosphorylation. The transcript is spliced from 7 exons. NCBI's taxonomy places the organism in Eukaryota, Metazoa, Arthropoda, Insecta, Hymenoptera, Colletidae. The coding region runs from base 398 to 1855 and encodes 485 amino acids. Gene Ontology annotation, molecular function: ATP binding; protein serine/threonine kinase activity. The record is from RefSeq and is a predicted model, not a curated record.